This is a messenger RNA of Lymnaea stagnalis (great pond snail), 1813 nucleotides long. The record is from the annotation of a GenBank genome assembly. Lineage: Eukaryota; Metazoa; Mollusca; Gastropoda; Lymnaeidae.
UCAACACUGUCUCCUUGUUCCUUGAUGACAUCAGGGUUAGUUAGUCACUUAUCAACCGUCACUGUCACCGACUAGGCACAUCAAGUCAAUCAUCAUCAUCAUAAUGGGGAGGGGGGGCGCGCUAAAACUGAAUACAUAUAAUUGAGCUGUACGAUCGAAGCCCCGUCUAUCUUGCUAAUAAUUUCGCCCCAAAUAAUCACGCAAAUUUCUAAUCGACCACAUAAUUAUAAAAUCACAAAAAUCAAAUAUCAAAACUCCCAUACGGUACACGGUACACAGUACACGGUAGAAGAUACGCAGUAUACAGUGAUUCUGGACAAAACCCUUUUAUUAUUGACAGUUUUGUGAACAAUGUUUUUCAAAUAAGAAAACAUUUUAAAAAAAAACUAUUUUAAAAAAGGCAUGUGUUAAAACUGACUUCUCUUUUGAUCUGUAAGAACUGGUUGAAGGACCGCAACCUCCCAGCCGUACAGAUCGUCGACCAAGACAAGUUCCGGGCCGUCAGCUCAAACGCUACACUACGCCUGAGGAAAGCUAAAGGUAAAAAAAAAUGUAAUUUAAACCAUCUUAGCAUUUAGAUUUCCUCUAUUCAAUGCCUCCUCUAUCCAAUGUCUCCUCUAUUCAAUGACUCCUCUAUUCAAUGACUCCUCUAUUCAAUGACUCCUCUAUUCAAUGACUCCUCUAUUCAAUGUCUCCUUUAUUCAAUGACUCCUCUAUUCAAUGACUCCUCUAUUCAAUACUCACUCCUCUAUUCAAUGUCUCCUCUAUUCAAUGUCUCCUCUAUUCAAUGACUCCUCUAUUCAAUGACUUCUCUAAUCAAUACUUGUCCAUUCAAUGUCUCUUUUAUUCAAUACUCCUCUAUUCUUAUAAUCGUUUUACUCGAACAAGCUGAAAUGUGACCUCAUACUCCCCCCCCCCUUUUUCUCGAGAUGCAACCACCCUAAACUUAGAAGACCUUGCAUUCAUGAGCGAAUACAUAUUGAGGUCAAAGACAUGGGUCAGAGCUAUGGGGAAUGGGGGAAAAAAAAAGGGGGGGGGGGGGGAAAAACAAAAAGGUUUUUUUCCAAAGACUUUUUGAACCUGCCCUUUUAAUUGUAGAAGGGGGGGCAGAACCUUAAAUUUUUUUGCAGCUCCCUGGGUUACAAAUGGCUUUAAGCCUGAAUGGGGAAAGGGGGAAAAAAAAAGGGGGGGGGGGGGGGGUAAAACAAAAACGUUUUUUUCCAAAGACUUUUUGAACCUGCCCUUUUAACUGUAGAAUGUGGCGCAGAACCUUAAAUUCUCUUGCAGCUCCCUGGGUUACAAAUGGCUUUAAGCCUGAACAUUGCGUCGGGAGGUAAGGGGUAGACGGCCCCACUAACUUUCUUAUCAAUACACACCCUUUAAGACAGGAGGCGGUACUUCCAAGGUCAUGUCUAUGAGACAGUGGUAGUUUUUGUCAUCUAAAGGGCGUUCAUGUAAUACUGCCAGUGGUCACGUGACAAGAAGGACUUUUUUAAACGACAUUUAAAGUCAUCAACGAAUGUGGCGCCACAAAAAUGUGUUCAUGCAUUUUGUUGUUGUUGUCGUCCCAUGGGCAGUGCUCCAACACCAGGUCACAGAGAUCAGCGCCUACUUCUCGUCUCAGUUGAAGAAAGCCGAGAAGGAACGAGAGAGAAGGCGGGACGAGCAGGCCUUCAACGGCGUCGACCCCCACGAGACGCUGAGCUCCCUGUUCGACGAUCUGAGUCGGCCCAGCUCCCCCGAGCUGGUUGCGUCCCCCCACCACCCAGAGGCGUGCCCGCGCACCAGCUCCGUCGAUGACAAUGGAGGUGGG